AUGGAAGCCUACAGCCUCGACCACUACCCAUCAAGCCUCCUGCAGCUGCCAUACAACUCUCACAGCCGCCAUGCUCGAUCUGUAUCCAAGGCUUCAUCCAUCUACUCAACAGUCUCUUCAGCCUCCGCUGCCGCCUCUGCGGUAGACUCAAUAGCGGACUCGGUGUGCUCUCGCUUCACCACUCCUCCUCGCGCAAGCCCGCCCGUCCGCCAACAUGGCCCCCUUCUGCUUCCCAAGAUUCGCUCCCAGGAUCAGGAUAUCAGUCAGCCUCACAUGGCUCGCGCAUCGCACUCUCGCUCCAGCUCCAUCCGUUCAGCAAGAGCAAGGCUUGCCCAUCAACAGUCCACCCCGCCUCCCCCUGCUUCCAAGCCUUUCCGCACGAGCCACUCCCGGAGCUACACCAACCCAGAGACCGUCGCCAACAUGGCCUUUGCUCACAUCUCACCUUUUGCUACGCCUCCCCCGCAGACGCAGGAUGAGCCCACGGCUUUCCCUUCAUCGCUCCUUGCUUCGCCUGCAAGCUUCGCCCAUGACAGCCUGCCGCCGUCUCGCCGGACAAGUCUCAACCUUGACGCCGCCACCAUCGACAAGUAUGGCUAUCCCACUUAUCGUCAGAUGCCCUUUGUGCCUGCCACCACCACAGCCUCGCAGCAGUCGGACUACAUGUUCCCAUCCUACCUUCCUCGUGCUCCGUCACCCUUGAGCCUGGCCACCGCUGCUACUCCUGAGCCAGCGCCGUCCACCACUCUCAUGGAUCACCUAACAUGUCCCAACCCUGCUGCGUCUCUUGUCCGCACCAUCUCCUUUCCUCUUCGGGAUCCUUCAAUUAAGCACUUCUGGUGGGAUGUUCGCAGCGUCUCCUUAUGGUCAAGCUUCAAUGCCUCGGCCAUCCUGUCUCUCCCUGGCGCAUCUGCUCUGCUCAACUCUCCUGUGCCUGCUCCUCUGCUUCAGACACCCGCCUUCUCAUCUCGUCACCCCGAGACUGAGGCUGCCCUGCACAGCAUCUACGCCUCGUACUACCUCCCUAAGCUCAACUCUGCACUGGCCAUCUCUUCCAACCGCCCUCUGCAGCUUUCCGUCCCCGCAAAGACGGCAUCAGGUGUCAACGACCUCAUCUUCGUUGCCAACGCCAUGGGCGAGUCUUCCACCGCUGCUGCCAUCUUCGGCGGCAAGCCCACGGCAAGAGUGGUCGGCCUGGUCCGCAGCUUUGAUCGCUUCAACACCGGUAUGCGAGCCGAAGGUAACAUCAAGCGUGUUGACUACUUGCGAGGCCUUGCCGCCCUGCACUACGCGAUGCGCGAGCAUGGUUGCCGCUACGGCUUCAUCCUCACCGAGAUUGAGCUUGUCCUUGUCCGCGCAGGCACCGAGUCAACACCCUUCUUCGGCGACUUGGAAAUCACCUCCGUCCAGCUCAACGCCGCUGUUUCCGAUGCCGAGCUAGACUCGUCGGACAGCGUUCCCCUGACAGCCUGUCUCGCUCUCUGGGGUCUCUGCCAACUGGCCAGCGACCACACGCCCGCCGGCCACGCCCACUGGAAGGCCGAGAUUGGCGCUCCUGCCGACGGCACCCGGCGCAAAGCCAAGGCUCGCGACAACUGGAUUCCCAAGCCCCAGCUGGCCGAGAAGCGCGAGGCCAAGCGGAGUCGUGGCUGGGUGUGGCCUGAGGAUCCCGUCGGGAGGAAAGAGAUGGGCAAGAGGGGCGUCAAGUAUGGUGGCUUGUGA
Molecule: messenger RNA, 1722 nt
Organism: Trichoderma harzianum CBS 226.95
Lineage: Eukaryota; Fungi; Ascomycota; Sordariomycetes; Hypocreales; Hypocreaceae
Exons: 1
Coding region: 1-1722 (573 amino acids)
Source: RefSeq, a predicted model, not a curated record